Engraulis encrasicolus (European anchovy) is the source of this 3985-nucleotide messenger RNA. RefSeq names its product malic enzyme 3, NADP(+)-dependent, mitochondrial (gene me3). Gene Ontology annotation, cellular component: mitochondrion. The coding region runs from base 213 to 2057 and encodes 614 amino acids. The record is from RefSeq and is a predicted model, not a curated record. Gene Ontology annotation, molecular function: NAD binding; malate dehydrogenase (decarboxylating) (NADP+) activity. Gene Ontology annotation, biological process: malate metabolic process; pyruvate metabolic process. The transcript has 15 exons. NCBI's taxonomy places the organism in Eukaryota, Metazoa, Chordata, Actinopteri, Clupeiformes, Engraulidae.
CCGCAAGGAGGUGAGUGGAAGUCUCAAUGUCAAACAAUCUUGUAUCAGCUGUGUCUACCUAGAACUACUCAAAGCGGCAGCAUCCAGGAGAUAAAGUAGACUGCCACGAACGGGAGCGAGGACCAGUUAGUUACUAUUUAAACCGCUUUAUGUGCGCAUCUUAACUCUGUGCUGAAGAGCGUGAGGACAGUGCCUGGUUAUUCUCAGGAAACAUGAACGCUUUCCCAGGCAAAAGUGUUUUGGCACUGUGCAGACGCUCCACGGGCGCCCUACGGUUGUUCGCCAGCCCGCCAGGUCACCCUGUCACGCGCGGUGUUGACAGUACCCUCCUGGGCACGGUGCGGGUCUGCCAUUCUGGACACAGCCGCAACGUCAGCACCAAAAAGCGCGGCUAUGAAGUCACCAGAAACCCACAUCUCAACAAGGGCAUGGCGUUCACCAUGGAGGAGCGUCUGCAGCUGGGCAUCCACGGCCUGCUGCCCCCCUGCUUCCUCUCCCAGGACGUCCAGGUGCUCCGCGUCAUGAGGAGCUACGAGACGCGCAGCAACCCCCUUGACAAGUACAUCUUGCUGAUGACACUACAGGACCGUAAUGAGAAGCUCUUCUACCGGCUGCUGACGUCAGACAUUGAGGAGUUCAUGCCUAUUGUUUACACCCCCACCGUGGGCCUGGCCUGCCAGCAGUAUGGCCUGGCCUUCAGGAGACCCAGGGGGCUCUUCAUCACCAUUCAUGACAAGGGUCAUAUCGCUACAGUGCUAAACUCCUGGCCAGAGGAGAACAUUAAGGCCAUCGUGGUGACAGAUGGCGAGCGUAUCCUGGGCCUGGGAGACCUGGGCAGCUACGGCAUGGGCAUUCCUGUGGGCAAGCUGGCGCUCUACACGGCGUGCGGCGGCGUGCAACCCCACCAGUGCCUCCCAGUGCUGCUGGACGUGGGCACAGACAACCAGGAACUUCUAGACGACCCUCUGUACAUUGGGCUGAAGCACAAGAGGGUACGAGGGAAGGAGUACGAUGACCUCAUCGAUGAGUUCAUGCAGGCUGUCACAGACAAAUACGGCAUGAAUUGCCUUAUUCAGUUUGAGGACUUCGCCAACACUAAUGCCUUCAGAAUGCUCAACAAGUACAGGAACCGAUACUGCACCUUCAACGAUGACAUCCAAGGCACGGCGUCGGUGGCAGUGGCGGGAGUCCUGGCAGCUCUGAAGGUCACCAAGGGCAAAGUGUCAGACCACACCUUCGUCUUCCAGGGAGCUGGAGAGGCUGCUUUGGGCAUCGCCCAUCUUCUCAUCAUGGCCAUGGCCAAGGAGGGGGUGGCUAGGGCCGACGCCGCCAAGAAGAUCUGGAUGGUGGACUCCAGAGGACUCAUCGUCAAGGGCCGUGGCAACCUGAACCAUGAGAAGGAGGAGUUUGCCCACGAGCAUGCCCAUAUCAAGACAUUGGAGGAGGUCGUCCAUACCAUCAAGCCCACCGCCAUCAUUGGCGUGGCGGCCAUUGGAGGUGCCUUCACUGAGAAGAUCAUCAAGGACAUGGCGGCCUUCAACGAGCGGCCCAUCAUCUUCGCCCUCAGCAACCCCACCAGCAAGGCAGAGUGCACCGCUGAGCAGUGCUACACGCUCACAGAGGGCAGGGGCAUCUUUGCGAGUGGCAGCCCCUUUAAGAAGGUGACCCUGGCUGACGGUCGCACCUUCCACCCGGGCCAGGGCAACAACGCCUACGUCUUCCCCGGAGUGGCCCUGGGAGUCAUCGCCUGCGGCGUCAGGCACAUCUCCGACGACAUCUUCCUCACAACUGCUGAGGCCAUCUCGGAGAUGGUGACAGAAGAGCACAUGGCCGAGGGCAGGCUGUACCCUCCUCUCAGCACCAUCCGGGAGGUGUCCUUCAAGAUCGCCGUCAAGAUUGUGGACUAUGCCUACAGGAAUAACAUCGCAUCCUUGUACCCGGAGCCCAAGGACAAGGAGGCCUUCAUUCUGUCCCACGUCUACAACUCUGACUACGACUCCUUCACCCUGGACAACUACAGCUGGCCCGCCGAAGCCCAGAAAGUGCAGGAUGUGUAGAGACUGCAGCUGCAGAAGCUACAGUAUACAACUGCUGCUUCCCCUCCUCUUACUGGCUCUCCCUCCCACCCUCCCUCUCUCCCAGAGUUGCAUAAAGUAGAAGUACUGAUAUAGAUGUCAUUAUGGGGAAACUCCAAACUCCAACUCCCAUUGUCAUCGUGACAAAGCACACAGAUGCACAGUGCACACGAAACAAAAUUGUAUUCAUGCCUCACUCAUGCAAGGGGGCAGCCCCAAAAUGGCGCCCCAGGGGAGUAAUGUGGCGGGCUGUACCAUGCUCAGGGUACGCACUGGUUGCAACACUAGUUGUAGGAUAUUACAAAGUUGAAACAAUGUAGCACCAUAUCACUAGUGUAAUGACAUUUUGUAUGAGUUCUUCUACUUUAUACAACUCUGCUCCUUCCCUCUCUUUAAUUCCUUCCUUCUAACACUCCUCUGUUCUCUCUGUGUCUUUCUUUUUUCUCUCUGUGUCUUUCUUUUUUCUCUUUCUCAUUCUCUGUGCACUCGUCUUUAGUAGGAAGGAUGGCUAGUGAAGGGAGGACCUGAGCAUAAUGAGGAAGGUGAAGGGGUUGGGGGAGUCGGGGAGAGAGGAAGAAGUGAGUCACUGGAAAGUUCUUUUUUUUCUUUUCACUCUGGCUAAGAACUGUACAAUUUUCCGCAAACAGUUUAACACCAAGGAUUAAUGUGCCACAUAUGAAGGAAGCAGGAUGUCUGUUUUUCGUCUCUUUUACGAGACUUUGUCCCGCUGACUUUCUUUUUGCUCUUUUCGUUUUAUCUCAUCUGUCCCCCAGCUAUGUCACUCUACGAGACUAGUGUAUCUACAACAUGCAUCUUUUUGAGCUGUAGCUUAUCCCGUCAGACUAGCCAGCCCAUAAUCCAACGCUUUACUGCAGUCAGUAUAACAUUUUUGUAUGACAUUUUUGUACUAGAUCCACCACCCCUCUUGUCAAGUGCUCUUGUGUGCCCCUUGUGGCCUGUACCAAAAUGACAUGAACUGUAUCAUCACUUGACAUGACAUCCUCCGAUGCUCAUACUCGUGCUCAGACACAUGCACACACACAUUCGCAUACACACACUCGUGUACACACAUUUUGAUAGGCUGAACCUGGCAGUUUAGGGGUAAAAAGCAAUCCUGGUCAUAUCUUUUUGCCAUCAUUAUAGAAUUUUGAAAGUCAGCUGUGGUGGUUUUGUAUUGCUUGGUACUUGUACACCCACGAUGGCUCCUCACUCCGGUUUUGUAAGCAGAGAUAUUGUACAUGUGCUUUAUUUUAAAAUGGUAAAUGACGCCUGAAACCGCAUUUCCUAGAUUAUCAUCAAUAUUGUUUUAGUACCAUUGCCAUUAUAUAACGGACAGCACUCCCAAGUGUACAUGGACUAAGUUGCGCAGAGAUUUUUGAAUGGGUAGCUAAGUUAUGAGUCUCAGCACAUCACUGACAGGACAUUAGUUACUGUUCAAAUGUCAGAAAAGACUACUGGUAGAAUUCAUGGUUAACCAAAUUUAUAUUUUGUUGUGAUCUUGUGUAAAUCUUCUCCCGUGCUUUGAGUGUGUUUUAGUACAAUAGGGAAUUUGUUCUUAUUUUGGCCAAAGUUACUGAGAAAGUCAAAAACAAAAAUGGGCAUAAGAAUAGUGGGACGACCACACAGUUGUGUGUGUGUCUGUGUGUGUCUGUGUGUGUCUGUGUGUGUGUCUGUCUUUCAUUUGAGCACAGGGUUAAAACGUCAUCCGUUUUUAUUUAAAGAUAGAAGCCCAAUGAAAAAAGCCCAAGAUUGUCUAGGAUGACUAUGAUGAACUUGCUUGACUAUUAAUGCACUAAGAAGGAUUGUACUUUGGGGAAUGUUUUUGUUGUUGUCGUCAUUUCAUUUUCAAGACGCUAAAAAAACUUUGAAGGGAAUAUAUUCAACAUAAGAAAUAAACAUGCUUUUGCAAA